Messenger RNA from Paramisgurnus dabryanus, 1500 nucleotides. RefSeq names its product protein CutA homolog. The record is from RefSeq and is a predicted model, not a curated record. Lineage: Eukaryota; Metazoa; Chordata; Actinopteri; Cypriniformes; Cobitidae. Gene Ontology annotation, biological process: response to metal ion. Gene Ontology annotation, molecular function: copper ion binding.
AUUUAGUUUAAAAGGUUUUCGUCACCGAAGCGUUAUUAUGCAGCUCACAACAAACUGUAAGCCGUCAGAUUUAGCCAGCACUUGACUUUAUUAGGUUUCAAUCCUCUUAUGAUAAAACGCGCGCAGCGCUGUUGAUUGGAAGCGACGGUGUAUCCGGAUGUGAGCGUCACACAAGUCAGCAUGAAGCGCAACAACAUCCAAACUGUCAAACGGACUUAAACAAGAGAAAAAGAGAGACGUAAAGCGGGACACCCGACAACUUGGUUCUGCUUUUCACACGUUGUGCAACACGCAGCCGCAUUAGAUUUGGGAACCAUGCCCUGACUAUCCAAGCUGUCAAACGGACUUAAACCAGAGAGAGACGUAAAGCGGGAGAUCUGACCGGUUCUGCUUUUCACAAGUUGUGCUCAGUAGGCUAUUUGUUUUGCUUGGUUCACUGGAGAUUUAACUUUACUGCUAUGGAAUGACAAUUAUGCAAGGGAACAAAACAGCUUCAUUGUAUCAGCGCCAUCCCAAGGACAUAAUGUCUUCGGCUUUCUCUCGUUCGGGAUUUGUGGUCAUUUGUGUGACUCUAGUUUUAAAUCUUGCCCUGUACCCUACACUGAGAAUGGUGAGCAUUCAGAUCCACUCUGCUAUAACGGGAAGCUAUGUUGCGGGAUAUCACUCUGUGUUACUCAUCAACUGUCCUACUGAACAGAUUGCUAGAGACAUUGGCAGGGGCAUCAUGGAGAAAAGAUUGGCAGCAUGUGUGAAUAUAUUUCCCCGCACUACCACUAUGUAUUACUGGAAAGGAGAGUAUCAGGAUGCGUCAGAAAUACUCCUGCUUGUGAGGACAAGAACAUCUCUUAUACAAAGACUUAAUGCUUAUUUAAGAGCUGUGCAUCCAUAUGACCUUCCAGAAAUCAUCAGUUUUCCCAUUGAAGAUGGAAGCCUGCACUAUUUGAAGUGGAUAGAAGAUGCAGUCACUGAUAUUUGAAAUGUGAAUGUUUUGUAUUUAAACGUAGAAGCACCUUUAAACUUCAGAGUGCAAAAUAACAAAAUGGGGUCGUGGUUAAAUGAUAUGUGAGUAGUUUUUCUCAGCUAAAUGAGAAUUGUGGUCCAAGAAUAAAUAACAAGUGAAUUUGUUUAGAAGGCAGUUUGUCUGAUAUGGUUGUACCCAUAUACCAGAAAGCAAAAAUAAGAAAUCAUCCUGACAUUUUAAAGGAUCAAUUGCUUCCAAACUGCCUUUUUGUUUAACUGGAUCAGACUUUGUUCAGAUCUGAGUGACCUUAGGUGUUACAGCAUAGAAACUAUGCUCAAUAGCAUCUGUUUAAAUGUAUAUAUUUAUUGACCUUUUAUUGACUUGAAUAACUUAUUCAAAUAUUUCUAAUAUGACUUACAUGAUUUGUUCAAAUAACUUAUUUGGUUAGUCAUGUUUAAAUGGUGGUUGGGUAAUUUACGUGUUUUUGUUUUACAAAUCUGUACUACAUUCAUUUCAAAAUAAAGAAUGAAACCAUUUUA